This is a messenger RNA of Glossina fuscipes, 3546 nucleotides long. It is a transcript of the gene tous, whose product is annotated as cilia- and flagella-associated protein 57. The transcript has 5 exons. NCBI's taxonomy places the organism in Eukaryota, Metazoa, Arthropoda, Insecta, Diptera, Glossinidae. The record is from RefSeq and is a predicted model, not a curated record. Bases 1 to 3546 code for a protein of 1181 amino acids. Gene Ontology annotation, molecular function: protein binding.
AUGGAUGAAGAAGAUGUAAUAUCUGCUGAUGUAAACGUAGGAUUAAGACCCAAAACUAUUUACGGUUUGCGUGUCGAUGUUUUGGGUAACAUACAAUUUAAUCUGCAACAAGAAGUGAUUUAUCCAGUGGAGGGCGUCUUGGCUUUCCAUGAUUUUGUUAAUAAUAAGCAGAGAUUUUUGCGUUUGCCCGAAGAAACUGUACCAUUGAUUAUACAAAUUAGUCCGCACCGAAAACUAUUGGCAGUUUUAGAACAAACAAAGCUGGGAAAAAGUAUUUCGAUUUAUGACUUGGCCUCGCUUAAGAAACGUCGAGUUUUAGAAUUACCAGCUACUUCGAAAAAUGCUCAAGUCGGUCAAAUUAUUUUCACAGUUGACUCCAGAGCUUUGUUAGUCCUAACAAAGCCACCUGAUGGACGUAUAUACUUAUUAAUGUUAGACAGAACCAAUACAAUAGUGGACAGUCGUGCAGCACCGCCUGCAUCACGCAGCAUUGCAGAAUGCGUGGCUGGUAGUCCCCAAGAUGUGAACUUAUUUGCGGUGGGUGGCCACCAUUUGUUAACAUUAAUGACAAAAUCGGAGAGAGGCUUUAAUAUAAGCAAUAACUUAAAGUGUCCCUAUCAUAUUAUGUCUAUGACGUUUAUGAGCUUCGAUUUGCUUAUCGUGGGAACAACCGAGAACGAAUUAAUAUUAGUAGAAAACGGUGAAUUAAAAUUGGUACAGAAAGCCAGCGAAGCUGAAGUUAUAGACUUGCUUAUCGAUCAGGAGACUUUUGAUCGAGAAAACGAACAUCGCCUGUACACAACAGAGAAAUUAGCCGACAUACGCGUCGUGUGCAUGACAUCCUUUAGUCGAGGUUUUGCUUUUGCUAUUUCUAACAGGGUGUACGUCUUUGAACGUGUUUCCAAAUUUAAAUAUGAGCGAAAAACUGUAUUAACAGUACCGGUUACAUUAUUCUCCGAGAAUUUGUAUCAAAUAAGGAACUUGGCUAUAGAUAGCAAACAGGAAACCGUUAUAGUAACAACGAAACAUCCACAAAUCUAUGUUGGCAUAUUAAUAGUACCGGAAACUCUAAAAACCAAAUAUUUGACCUUUACACCUUUAGGAGCAUUGCUCCACAUUGGCGAGAUUGUCGACGUUUCUGUGUGCAGUUGGAAACCCAUCAUAAUGACAGCUUCCAAGGAUCAAACUAUACGUAUUUGGAAUUAUGAAACGGAAAAAGUGGAGCUGGUACGUAAAUUUCAAGUAGAUGUUAACAUAGUGGAGUUGCAUCCAAGUGGUUUAAAGGCAGCCAUUGGCUUUUCUGAUCAAUUACGAAUAACCCAUAUAUAUAUGGAUGAAUUAAACAUUGUGAAAACUUAUAAUCUACCGCGAUGUAAAGACGUCAAGUACUCGAACUUUGGCCAUUUAAUGGCUGCCGCAUUUGACAAUACAAUUGCUAUCUCGUCUGUAUACAAUCUUGAGAUUCUGAUAAGAUUAAAGGGACAUAAUGGCAUAGUUUUAUCAGUGGCUUGGUCAAGAACGGACAAGUAUUUAUUUUCGGGUGGUGCUGAAGGGGCCAUUUAUCAGUGGGAGGUGGAGAGUGGAAAUCGUUUGCAGGAAAUAGUUCAAAAAGGAACUGAAUACGUUUCAGUGCGUAGUACAUUUAAUGAGCCACUUUCCAUUUAUGCGGCCACCGAUUCUGGUUUAUUACGUGAAUUCAGAAACUCUGAACUUGUACGAGAAAUUGUUGUCCCCUCGCACUCUAAAUGUCGCCUAACUGACUUGUGCAUAACACGUUCUGAUCUUAUAAUGUUUGUGGCGAACGAGGUCGGAGAUUUAUUUAAUGUACAAUUGCCAUUAAUGGAUGCUGGCGGUGGCAGUUGCACCAAUUUCCGUUUCUUUGCAACAGCAAUACACAAGUUACGUUUCUCAUACGAUGGGACUUUAUUGAUUGCCAUUACGAAGGGUGGAACCCUUUCGAUCUGGGCAAUGGAAAACAUUGAAGGUAAAGUUGCCGCAAUGGAUCAAGAUUUACUACGAAGUCAAGAAGUUUUAAUACCGCGAAACAUACUUAGUGAGAAAAACGAUCAAAUUGUUAACUUGGAAUUACGGCUGCGGCAACAGGCUGAGGAAUUUCAAUAUCAAUUAAGUCAAAAUGAAAUUUUUGAUGGGCAACAAUUGGCUGAAGUUCAUAAGUCCUAUUGCUACGCUUUAGAAGAGUUAAAACGUAUGAAUAACGAGAUCGAGGAACGUCAUACCGAAGAGAUGAAUCUAAUUACAUUUCAAAUACAAGACCUGAAGGAAGAACAUAAAAAACAGCUAAACCACUUAGCUACACAAUAUUCAGAGCGUAUGCUUAUUGAAUAUCAAAAAUUCUCCAAAUUGCGGGAAAGUAUGCUCGAGUUGCGAGAAAAUUAUGAAGCUAAACUGAAAAAGUCGGCGGGUACGCUACAGGAUACCGUUGAAGGCCUAGAGCUGGAUUACAAGAAACAGCUGGAUGAAAGAAAAGGACUGAUAAGAGAUUUGAUGAAAGAAAUGGAAGACAAGAAAGUUGAGUUCAUCGCUUACUGUCGCCAGGUGGAGGUAGAAAAUGAUCGUAACAUGGUUGAAACUCAAAUAGAGUAUGAAAAGUGCUUAACCACCGAACGCAACGAAACUCAAUUAUGGCGUGGUCGUGCCGGGGUGUUACAAAAAAAAUAUGACACUUUAACGAAGGAAGUAGACAAUUUAUUGGAGGAGGUGGAAGUCCUCAAAGAAGAACAAAUAAAAUCUCAAAAGAAUAUAGCAAAGCUAAAUCGAAAUAUUGAGGAUCUACAAAAAGAUAUAUCCGAUCGCGAUUAUGCAAUCAACUCUAAAGAGAAACGUAUACAAGAGUUGUUACAUAAGAAUCAAGAAUUAGAUAAGUACAAGCAAGUCUUGAACCAUAAAAUAGCCGAACUUAAAGCUCAGAUAGAACCUCGCGAAUUUCAAAUAAACGAUAAACGUAAGCAUAUUUUAGAAAUGGAACAUGAAUUGGCUGGCUUAAAUCAAAAUAAUGCCCAGCUAGAGUUACAGCUGAAGGAACUCAAGGAUAAGUAUAUCAGCAACGUGGCGGACUUGAAACUAGAACGUCAUCGAGCUCGUGCCGCACGCGAAUGUAUUCAAAAUAUAUGUACAGAAAUUUAUCAUGUAGCUAAUCAUAUUAAUUCUCCCAAUCAAUUGAAAGUGGCCGUAAAAAAUCUCUUUCAACGUCAUGCCAGCGAUGAUGAACUUAAACGUUUCAUAUCCUUGGACGCAAACGUGCGCGAUGAAUUUCAACGUCAGCGUGGGCAAAUCGAACGAGUUUUGGAAAUUUAUAAACAUCGCUCGGACGAUCGAGAUGAAAAACGGAAGUACGAGAAAAUAUUUAAGGAAAAUGUUUUGCUUCUGGAAGAGGUUGAUAAGCUACGAGAAGAUAAUCAAGCCGUACGUGCACUGCUGAAAAAGGAAAUGAAUUUAAAUAAGAGAUUUAAAAAAACAGCCGACAAAAACAAAUCUCCUCAUGAAUCGCAAUCAGGGAUAGAAAAAUCGGCAGAAAAAAUAAAAUAA